This is a messenger RNA of Effrenium voratum, 5577 nucleotides long. Lineage: Eukaryota; Dinophyceae; Suessiales; Symbiodiniaceae. The record is from the annotation of a GenBank genome assembly.
AUGGCGCAGGGUAGCACAGCUGGGGAUGGAACAAGCAUGCAAGAGGUAGCAGAUGCGCUACGUCAGAUCGUCACGGAGCAGAGGGACCAGCGCGGCAGGCUUGAGGAGUUGGGUCAGGCGGUAGCUGGUACAGCUCAGGGCGUGACGGGCACUCAGGCGGUGACCGAGCAGGUGAUCAAUCAGGUGGUUGGACAGGUGCAAGGGGCGUUUCAACAGCAACAGACGGCAACACAAGAGCAGGUGGGUCAGAUCGCUGGUGCAGUGCAAUCGCUACAACAGCAGUUGGCGCAGUUGGUGCAGACAGCAGCAAAUUUGACAUCACCUGGGCGUGGAGGAGCUGACCACGGAUCAUCAUCAUCAGGAGGUCCGAACGGACCGCCGGGGCCACCAGGGCCGCCAGGCACACCGGGGCCGGGAACACCGGCGAGGCCUGGGUAUUCUGCAGCAGCGGACGGGACAGGCGGUGUGCAGGGAGGAGGUUACAAUGGUGGGCCACAACCGGACGGCAGUUUGCCGAGAGGACCCCGAACAGGUUUCAGUGCCGGUGGGGUGCAUCCUGCGGUGGCAUAUGCAUUGCAGCAGGGCGGAGUUGACGCAAGAGUUCUGGCAAAGCCGCCGUUUUUCGACCCGAGCAAGACAGACAAGGUUUCAUUUCAGGAUUGGUCUGAGACGAUCAUUACCGUCACAGAUGCGCAGAUUCCUGGAACAUGGGAGAUCUUGGAGUGGGUCGCGAACAAGCAACCGAAGGUGGCUUUGGAUCAGCUCACACUUUUGGCGCAAUUCCCGCACCUGGACAGGACUUUGGUGGAGUACACGGACUCGAACCUGUACGCAAUGCUUACAACGUACACAGCUGGUGAAGCCCGGAGUUUGGUACGGCAAGCAAAGAGGCCGAACGGAGUGGAGGCUUUUCGCUUACUGCAAGUACGGUUCAACCCACUGACGAUUGGACGGCAACGAGCUCACCUGACCAGGAUCACGAAUCCACCGGAAUCCGUACCGCUGGCGCAAUUAUCUUCAGAGAUCAUUGCAUGGGAGAACCGCAUCAUGGAGUAUGAAUCCAAGCCGGGGGCGGACGUGGUUUCAGAGUCAUUGAGGAUGGCAACAAUUGUGGCGAUGUGUCCUGCCAAGCUCAAGGAACACUUGCAGAUGAAUGCAUCCAGGUACAGCAGAUAUGCCGAGAUCCGGGAGGAGAUUUUUACUUUUCUAGAUCAUGUGCACGGCAUUACAUCCACACCUAUGGAUAUUGGUUCCCUGGGAAAGGCGCAGAGCAAGGGAGGUAAGGGAUCUGGAAAGGGCCCCAAGGGUGGUCAGGGCAAGUCGGGGAAAGGCAAAGGCUUUGGCAAAGAGGCGAAGGGCAAGAAGGGCGGCAAGGAAGGCGGAGGAUCAACUGUGACACCAUCGCAAUCGGCGUCACAGGACUCGGAUGAAGGGCGCGUGGAUUCCUGGUAUGCUACAGCCGAUGGUACGCUGGUACGAGAUGAAGGCCUGAUUGAGCCAGUCUUCUGUUCACCGGAAGGCUAUUUGAGGGUGCUGAAGUAUCGGGUGGCGAAUGUCAACAAGGUGCUCACUUCCGCGGCGGAGAUCUGUAACAAGGGUCACCGCAUUGUCCUGGAAAGUGGGGAAUAUCAAUCGUACAUCGAGGAGUAUGACGAGUAUGAGCCAGAACGUUUUCUGGAGCCAGGUGAGGUGGAAUAUGAGCCUGCAUUGGAAUUAGAGGACAUGGAGGAGAUCACUCUCGGGCGUGAGAAAAAUGCGGGACAGCCUAGAGGAAGCCAAGAUCAGCAGCAUGGAGAUGUGGAGGAUUGUCUGGAAUCGGUGAAUCCGCUCAAGGUAGCACUUCCUGAUCCCAGAGAACCAACGAUGGAGGAGCGUCGCGAGCACAACGUGACUCAUAUCCCUUUCCGAUCCUGGUGCAAGCAUUGUGUGAGAGGGAAGAGUUUGGGCGCGGCUCAUCGGUCUGGUACGGGAUCGGCGACGCGGAAGGUACCCACGAUCAGCCUGGAUUAUUUUUAUCUGGGAGAUGCAGAGGACAACAGCCAGCCUAAUUUGAUCAUGACGGACAGCUUGACCCAGAGAGUGUUCUCAAUGUGUAUGCCUUGCAAGGGGGUUGGCCAUCAAUACAACGUGAUGAUCGUGGAGAAAUGCUGCAGAAUCCUUGGGUACCCGAAGGCUGUGCUGAAGUCGGAUACUGAACCUAGUAUCGUGGCGCUGAGGACGGAGGUGCAGAAGAAACUUCCUCACUUGAGCGCAGAGAAUGCGACAAAGGGCGAGAGUCAGAGCAAUGCCCAGGCGGAGUCCAUGGUGGGCAAAAUUCAAGGUCAAGCGAGAACUAUGAGGAGUGCUCUAGAGGCGAGCUACCAGUGCGUUUUUGGGCCGAGGCAUCCGGCCUUUGCGUGGCUCAUCGGGUAUGCCGGUACUUUGUGGUCGAGGUUCCAGAGAGGAGUGGACGGACGCACAGGGUAUGAGAGGAGCACUGGCAAGCAGUGGCGGCAAAGACUUCCACAAUUUGGUGAGUGCAUCUGGUAUCAACCUUUGAAAGAAUCAGGUACCAGGAAGAAGAAAUUUGAGGGAAAGUUUGAGGAUGGCGUCUUCUUGGGCAUCCAGGAGAACUCGUUGCUCAAGUGGAUUGGGACGCCGGAAGGAGUCACUAGAGCAUGGUCCGUGAAGCUCAGGCCGGAGAGUGAGAAAUGGAACUUGGAAGAGUUCAACAGUUUUGUGGGACUUCCUUGGCACUUGAAACCGAAUGUGUCGAGAGACGGUUCCAGCAUCAUCCCCGUCAUGGAAAAGGAUGUGGUGGUGGAAUUGCACGAUCGGCCGGAACCAGAGCGGCAGGUAGUGGUAGAGAAGAGGAGCAAAGGCUAUGUGCCGCGUGGAAUUUACAUCAGGAAGGAUGAGGAAUUGGCAAAGUAUGGGUACACAGGUGGAUGCGAUGGUUGUGAGGCAGCCAAGCAUGGGCUGUCGAGGAAGCAGCAUAGCAAUGCAUGCAGAGAGAGGAUCGUGAAAGCAAUGGAGGAGACAGCAGAAGGUAAGGCGAGAGUUGAGCGUGCAAGACAGAGAGAGACGGCUUUCAUUGUGGCCGAGCAUGAGAAGAUCGAGGCGACAGCAGCAACAAAGAAGAGAUCAGCAGAGGAUGAGAGAGUGAUGGAUCAAGUGUUGAAGAAAAGAGAGAUUGAUUUUGAUUUGGAUGUGCCGAUUCCUGCAGCCGGUACUUCACCUGAUCCUUUGCCGGUGGAGGAGUUUCCCGGUCGGGGUGACGGUGGGGGAAAGCCAGGAGAGGGCAAUGAUGAGGAGCCUUCCUCAAGCAGCAGACCUAUGGAUCUUGGGUCUUUGGCUAGAAUAUGCAAGAAGGACGUGGACACUUUGUCGGUGGUCUACGAAGUGAGUUCAUUGGAGGCGAGAGCUUUGCUUGGUGAUUUGGUGGAGGAAGAGAGAUCGCUCAUGCUUCAAUGUGGUGCAUGGGAUGUCAAAGACGUGUACAAUUUGGAGGUGGCAGAAUUGUAUUCACCCCCUCGAGUGGUUGAGGCUGGGAAACGUAGAGGAUGUCUGAGUGGUGUGGCCUUCGAUUUGGGGACCACAGAUGAGGAUGGAGUACCAUGGGAUUUUCGAUUGCCGGAGAUGAGAGAGAAGGCAGAUCAUGUGAUAGAUGUGCUUCAACCGGAGUUGCUAUUGGGGUGUCCUCCGUGUCAUGCUUUCAGUGCGCUUCAGUGGUUGAACCACCCUGGUAUGGACGAUGAAGUGGUGGACGGGCGCAUGAAGGAAGCAGUUGGACAUAUGGAUUUUUGUGCACAGCAGUACAGGAAGCAGAUCGCCAGGCAGAAGUACUUCCUACACGAACACCCGAAAACUGCGAGUUCGUGGCAUGUUCCGUCUAUUCAGCAGUUGGCGGACGAGCCUGGUGUGAUGAUUGUGGAUGGCGAUAUGUGUGCGCAGAAAAUGGAGUCAACUGACCAUUUGGGAACUGGGCUGGUUUUGAAGCCUACGAGGUAUCUCACAAAUAGCGAGGAGAUCGCCAAAGAACUGGGGAAGAGGUGUUCGAAUAGGGAAGUGGAUGUGAAGGUUUGGCGUCGGCGUGACGAAGAUGCCAAAUGUUACAAAGGGCCUGGAUCAGGAGGGCCUAAUUGGUCACAGAUCUUUCGCAGGGUGACAAUGAAUGCAGACACUGGCGAGACAAUUGAGGAUUUGCGUUGGCCUGGAGACUGUGAUGGCCGUGCUUAUCAGCAAAAAUUGCCGGAAAGUAGUAUGAACAUUGAGACAAUGUUUUACUACCAAGAGAAUGGACCGAAGAUGCACCGUCAUGUGCCGCUGAUGAGUGGGCGUGCAUCACAAGCCCAAGUGUAUCCUCGGGAUAUGGUGAAUGGUAUUAUCAAGGGAUUGAAGAAGCAGCUGGCGCGCAAGUAUCCUUUGAAUUCGCUGGAUUUUGGUCCGGUCAACCAGGAACCUGACCUGGAUAUGAGUGCAGAGGACGACUGGCAAACUUACAUUGAUGAAGUUUCUGGGAAACCGUUGAACACUGCAAAGGUUACAGAGGCGCGAAAUGAAGAGCUGGCCUACGCGGACAAGUACAAUGUCUGGACCGAAGUGCCCACACAGGAAGCGUGGGACCGGCUGAAUCGGGCGAUGUACGGCACGCGGGACGCAGCGGCGUGCUGGGAAGCAGAAUUUACAGAUUUCUUCAGUGGGAAGGGCCAUGGGAAGGCCAAGCAUAUCCAUCGGAAUUACCUGUGGUUGCAGCAGAAGGAGGGCCUGCAUGAGUUCAUGGUGCACCACAGCACAAAUCGAGAAGUGUGCAUUUACCGAAGCCGUGAGAGGUGGAACAUGACGCCGCAGGGCACCGGCGCCAUGGGCGCGAAACUGGACGCUGACGAGGUCGAUGUGGCGGUGAUGCUCUCGGAGGGCGCCGUCGCCCGCAUCGCCGAGGGCUCCCGGACCAAGGUCAUCGGCACUUACGUGAAGUCACCGCUGCGAUGGGGCAUCCAUGUCAAGAAAGGCAGCCCCAUCAGAGAGCCCAGCCACCUCAAGGGCAGGACCUUCGGGGUGUCGCGGAUGCUCAGCGGCUCUCACCUCAUGGCCCACGUCUUUGCGCAUCAGCAAGGCUGGACUCCAGCCACGGACGCGCCGCUGCAAAUCGUUGGCACCUUGAACGGGGCCCGGGAGGCCAUGGGCAAGGGGGAGAUCGAGGCGUGGCUCUGGGAGAAGUUCACCACGAAGUUCCUCGUGGACAGCGGUGAAUGGGACAUCAUCGGCGAGGUGCCGACGCCGUGGCCCUGCUUCCUCUUCGUCGCCUCGGAGAAGGCGCUGGAGACCAAGCGGGCGGAGAUCGAAGACAUGGUGAGCGUCACCAGGACGUUGUGCGACGAGUUCAAGGCAAAUGCUGGCGACAAGACUGUCCAGUAUGUGUCCAGAAACCAUGCGCUGAAUCUGGACGAUGCGCGCGAAUGGCUCUCCGGGACCGAGUGGGCCUGCUCGCUCUCAGUGACCGACCAGACCUUUGUGAAGACCCAGGAGGCUCUAGUCACCAUUGGGCAGCUCAAAGAGGCGGUGGCCCACGAGCGACUCUACUUCCCACUCCGGUGA